Gigantopelta aegis is the source of this 763-nucleotide messenger RNA. Its product is annotated as lambda-crystallin homolog. Gene Ontology annotation, molecular function: oxidoreductase activity, acting on the CH-OH group of donors, NAD or NADP as acceptor; NAD+ binding. NCBI's taxonomy places the organism in Eukaryota, Metazoa, Mollusca, Gastropoda, Neomphalida, Peltospiridae. Bases 1 to 693 code for a protein of 230 amino acids. Gene Ontology annotation, biological process: fatty acid metabolic process. The transcript has 4 exons. The record is from RefSeq and is a predicted model, not a curated record.
AUGUUUAAGGAAUGCAUACCAGAAGACUUGGAAAGGAAACGCGAGUUGCUGAAGACCAUAGAACGCCAUGUACAGCAAGACACCAUCAUUGUGAGCUUCGCUUCAGCGCUGCUGCCGUCUUUGCUGUCAGAACAUCUUGACCAUAAAGAGAACUUCGUCGUCGUUCAUUCUCUGAAACCAACCUUGUUGAUAAAAAGUACUGAAGUGGUACCUUCCCCAUGGACAAAUACUAACACCCUCAAAAGGUUGACGAAGAUUCUUGAAGGCCUGGGACUUCUUCCUAUUGUGCUGCUCAAAGAGAUAGAUGGAUACACCAUGAAUCGAAUCCACUACUGUCUGAUGGCAGAGUGUUACCACCUAGUAAAGGGCGGUUACUGUGACGCUGUAGACGUGGACACAGCUAUGCAGGAAGGACUUGGACAAUGGUAUCCCUUUCUGGGACUGUUUGAGAUAGAACACCUAAACGCAGAUGGUUUCGUUGCUCUAUGUAAAAGAUAUGGGAAUGCUCACUAUGAAGUCCAGAAGUCAUUUUUACCACCAGAGAGGAUGGAAGGCGCAACUGCGAAGGCAAUUCACAACAGUUUGUGUGAAAUAGUGCCUCUGGAUAUGCUUGAAGAACAGCGUAGAUUCCGUAUCAAGGCACUAGCCGCUUUACAGAAGAUGAAAGACGAUUUAGAUGUAAAUGAUCCGUGACGAAAAUAAUAGAUCCUUACAAGGCAACAUCUGAAGAGAUCACUCUGUUGUUAAAGGGACACUCCCGAGU